GCUGUUUCCUGCCUGAUCAGUAUGGAUGCAGAGUGACAUCACGAUUUAGCCAGCAAAGGAUGGAAUAAUGAGGAGGAGGGGAGGCAGUACACAGAGUGUGUGUGAGUGUGUCUGGAGGCAGCCACGCACCAAGAUCUGCAGUCAGAAUACAGCAGCUUAGGAGACUGGUCCCCACGCUUUGACACAGCCCUGUAUGACUGUCACCAAGAUGUCGUGGCGCCCGCAGUAUCGCAGUUCUAAAUUUAGGAACGUAUACGGCAAGGUCGCAAGUCGAGAGAACUGUUAUGAAUGUAUACCCAUCACCAAGAAUGUGCAUGACAACUCAUUCUGUGCUGUCAACUCCAAAUUCCUGGCUAUUGUCACCGAGAGUGCAGGAGGGGGUGCAUUUCUGGUGAUCCCCCUCCACCAGACUGGACGCAUUGAGCCCAACCACCCCAAGGUGUGCGGGCACCAGGGCACAGUGCUGGAUAUUAAGUGGAACCCAUUCAUUGAGAAUGUCAUCGCCUCCUGCUCCGAGGACACUUCGGUGCGGAUAUGGGAAAUCCCGGAUGGUGGGCUCAAGAAGAACAUGAAUGAAGCAGUGCUGGAUCUGUAUGGACACAGCAGAAGAGUGGGGCUCAUAGAGUGGCAUCCUACUGCCAACAACAUAUUGUUCAGCUCAGGCUAUGACUAUAAGAUACUGAUCUGGAAUCUGGAUGAUGGGGAAGCAAUGAAAAUGAUAGACUGUCACACGGAUGUCAUCCUUUGCAUGUCAUUUAACACAGAUGGGAGUCUAUUGGCGACCACCUGCAAAGAUAAGAAGUUACGUGUGCUGGAACCUCGUUCAGGGAGAGUGCUGCAGUCAGCAACCUGUAAAAACCACAAAAUGACUCGAGUUGUUUUCCUGGGAGACUUGAAGCGUCUACUUACAACAGGAGUCUCUAAGUGGAAUACAAGGCAGAUUGCACUGUGGGAUCAGGAGGAUUUGUCAGUGCCGCUGAUAGAAGAAGAGAUAGAUGGGCUGUCAGGGAUGCUGUUUCCUUUCUAUGAUAUGGACACACACAUGCUGUACCUGGCUGGAAAGGGAGACGGAAACAUCCGAUAUUAUGAAAUAACAGCGGAAAAGCCAUUCCUGACCUAUCUCAUGGAAUUCCGGUCAGCCAUUCCCCAGAAAGGACUUGGAAUAAUGCCAAAGCAUGGGUUGGAUGUAUCAGCAUGUGAGAUAUUUCGCUUUUACAAGCUGAUCACCUUAAAGAAUCUCAUAGAGCCAAUAUCUAUGAUAGUUCCAAGAAAGUCAGAAACCUACCAGGAGGACAUUUAUCCUAUGACCCCGAGUUUUGAGCCAGCUGUGAGUGCUAAGGAAUGGCUAAGUGGCAUCAACAAAGACCCCAUUCUGAUGAGCCUGAAGGAAGGGUACCGGAAGGAGUCAAAUGCUACAUUUAAAGCACCAGUGAGAGACAAGAAGAGUAUGGUGGUAAAUGGCAUUGAUUUACUAGAGAAUGUGCCACCACGCACUGAAAAUGAACUGCUGCGCAUGUUCUACCGGCAGCAGGAUGAGAUCCGACGUCUGAAGGAGCAGCUGGCUCAGAGAGACCUCCACAUCCGACAGCUUGAACUGGGGCUCAGAAACCUGAGAAAUAGUCCUAAGGAGAGCUAGCUGUCCUUGGCACCCUCAUGGUGGCCAUAUCUUGUGACCGGAACAGAUGACUUCCCCAUGUACCUGACCUUAUGGGGAUAUAGACUAACUGGCCCUACUGCCUGUAACAGGCACCUGGCAAUGUGUAUUGAUCUGCACUAAUUACUCAAACCAUCAUGUAUUCAUGUAAGGGUCUUGCAUAUGUGUAAAUGCAACUAACUCCUCAUGUACUCCAAAAACCCAGGGCUCAUAAACAAGGCCAACACUAUUAAGCCCAACUGUUUCAGAUGGGUUAUGUUAAAUUCCCAGUUGUGAGCCUUACAUGUAUAUUUUGGGGGAAAAGAGAUGGCUUUGUAAAAGAUUUUUCAGGCUAUAGGCUGAUUAUACACAGGAAGAGUUUGCUGCACAAUACAAACAAUUUGAUGCAUUUGUGAAGCUAUCUUACCCUGUGUGAUGUGAAAACUCACAGAGGACAUUCAGAGGCUGGAUGUCAUGGUUGCAGGGCAUGUGAUGGUUUCAUUAUUUUUUUUGUUUUACAAAUUCACUAUUUAUUUCUGCUUGCACAGAGGUUGGCAUAUGUAGUACUGCUUCAUAGACACUUAAUAGUGCAUAAGCAUGUCAGGUAAUGCAAGGAUCACAAAAUGGUCUGUUUGUUUGAAUGAUUAAAUAACCUUUGUAUGGCCAGCUUCAUAUUCUGCUUCAACUGCCUUCAAGGGAGGGGACUUUAAGUCUUUACCAAAAAUGCAAAAUAGUAGCUCACAACAGCAGAGAGCUACAGUCUAGAGUUGACUGGUCACUUCGUUACUCCACACUUUCUGUUAAUUAUUUGCUAAAGGGGCCCUCAUUAGAGCCCUUGAAAUAGUCUUUACGGUCACUCCUUAAUUCACAAGCAACCUGGUACCACAAAUCAUGUACAAACUUGCAAAAGGCCUAAUUGUACCUUUAUGGUAAAAGACUCUA
Nanorana parkeri is the source of this 2575-nucleotide messenger RNA. It is a transcript of the gene CORO2B, whose product is annotated as coronin 2B. The record is from RefSeq and is a predicted model, not a curated record. Gene Ontology annotation, biological process: actin filament organization. Bases 194 to 1636 code for a protein of 480 amino acids. The transcript has 12 exons. Gene Ontology annotation, molecular function: actin filament binding. NCBI's taxonomy places the organism in Eukaryota, Metazoa, Chordata, Amphibia, Anura, Dicroglossidae.